AUGAAUCCAGAUCUGAAGCACCAAGUGGGGAAGGUGGAUCCGACGGAGAAAGCCAAAGACCCAGACGUUGCACUCGGUCAAGUGCGCGACAUCGGAGCCGGUUUGUAUGUGGAGGCCGAGCAAUUGACGGCAGAAGAAGUGGAGCAAGAAGGAGCAAGGGUUCUGCGGAUCAUCGAUUGGAGACUGAUGCCCAUUCUUUAUGUCACCUAUGUGAUUCAAUUCCUGGAUAAGCUGUCUCUUAACUAUGCGUCGGCAUAUACCUUGAAGGCGGAUCUGGGGCUCGAGGGUCAGCGAUACUCUUGGGUCGCCGCCAUCUUUAAUUUUGGAUAUCUCUUCUGGGCUAUUCCAUCGAACCUUUUGCUCCAGAAACUUCCCGUUGCGAAGUAUAUGGGCUGCAUGCUCUUGCUGUGGAGUGUCAUUGUCAUUGCGCACAUCGGAGCGACCAAUUAUGCCGGAAUCCUGGUGCUCAGGUUUCUGCUGGGAAUGGCAGAAGCCGGAGUCAGUCCAUGUAUGAUGGUAUUGACAUCGAUGUUCUACAAACGUUCUGAGCAGCCUCUCCGUAUGGCCAUCUGGCUGAGCGCCAACGGUAUGGCAACGAUGGUCGGAGCACUGUUGGGUUUCGGUCUCGGUCAUACGCACGAUGGCGCUCUUCAAAGCUGGAAGCUCAUUUUUUUAACGAUCGGGCUUCUGAAUUUUGUUAGCGGUGCCGUGUUCCUGUGGCUGAUGCCCGACUCGCCCAGCUCGGCGAGGUUCUUGACCCAUCGCCAGCGCCUUGUGGCUGUGCGGCGGGUAGCGGAGAACAUGAUUGGAGUGAAGACGCGGGAAAUCAAACCAAGGCAAGUAUUGGAAUGUUUGUAUGACAUCAAGGUGCUCUGCUGUGCUGGAAUCGGCAUUGCUUGUGGUGUCAUCAACGGCGGCGUAUCCAAUUUUGCGUCCUCUCUCAUUGAAGGCUUCGGAUUCAGCGGGAUUUAUGCGACAAUUCUCCAGUUGCCACUCGGUGCCAUUGAGGCGCUUAUAGUUCCGGUCUGCGGGUUAGUUGCGACCUUUGUGCCCAAUUCACGCUGCAUUGUGCUCGCCGUCGUGUGUCUGAUCCCAUUCGGCGGUUUGUUGGGGAUUCGCUUCACAAGCCUUGAUCACCGCUGGACUCUUGUCGGUUGUGCUUGGCUGCAGUAUGUGGUUGGAGCUCCAGUUAUUGUAUGCUGGAAUCUCCUAUCUACAAACGUCGCUGGUCACACCAAGAGAGCUUUCGCUAACGGCAUAUGGUUCACGGUUUAUGCUGGUGGAAAUGUGGCAGGAGCAAAUAUCUUCUUUGCUCGUGAGGCCCCGCGUUACAUCUCUGCCUUGACAGGGCUCUUGGUCUGCUAUGCGGGGAUAUUUGUGCUGUCUGCAGUGGCAUAUGUGGGAAUGCGAUGGGCAAAUUCCCAGAGGGACGCCACUUUGGCUACCAGUGAAGUACCGGAUGACCACGGCUCUCAGGCGAUUUUGGAUGGAUUCAAGGAUAUGACGGAUAUAGAGUCCAAGAACUUCCGAUAUGCACUAUGA
This is a messenger RNA of Penicillium longicatenatum, 1542 nucleotides long. RefSeq names its product putative MFS allantoate transporter. Gene Ontology annotation, biological process: transmembrane transport. The coding region runs from base 1 to 1542 and encodes 513 amino acids. Gene Ontology annotation, cellular component: membrane. The transcript has 4 exons. Gene Ontology annotation, molecular function: transmembrane transporter activity. The record is from RefSeq and is a predicted model, not a curated record. NCBI's taxonomy places the organism in Eukaryota, Fungi, Ascomycota, Eurotiomycetes, Eurotiales, Aspergillaceae.